This is a messenger RNA of Aspergillus pseudonomiae, 3837 nucleotides long. RefSeq names its product putative ABC efflux transporter. NCBI's taxonomy places the organism in Eukaryota, Fungi, Ascomycota, Eurotiomycetes, Eurotiales, Aspergillaceae. Bases 1 to 3837 code for a protein of 1278 amino acids. The record is from RefSeq and is a predicted model, not a curated record. Gene Ontology annotation, cellular component: membrane. The transcript has 3 exons. Gene Ontology annotation, molecular function: ATP hydrolysis activity; ATP binding; ABC-type transporter activity.
AUGGACGGAGACGACAUUUGCCCACUGGAUGACCCAAAACAUGGCGUCAAUGUCGAAAGUUUACAAGACCAAUCGGCCACUUUUAAUUUAUCCUUUCGCGAAGUCCAGCCCGUUGACAUACGCGUGAAGAACCUAUCGCUGGAAGUUGAUAUCUCUCCCCCGAUAUGGGAAACCGCCCCGUCACAGAUAUGGCGCCGUUUACGCGGGAAGACGGCGGCCGAUGCGCAGAAAACCGUGCUGGACGGAAUCGACGCUUACAUGCCGAGUGGCAGCUUGACGGCGAUCAUUGGUAGUAGUGGAUCUGGGAAGACAUCGCUGCUCAACCUUAUGGCAGGCAGAAUGGGUAUGAGCAAGGCCGCUGUCGCAGGGACUACGACCUUCAAUGGCGAUGCCAACAUUGAGAGCGUUCGCAGUGCCUAUGUCAUGCAGGAAGAUGUCCUCAUACCCACACUGACGGUCCGAGAGACUCUGCGGUACUCGGCCGAUCUACGGCUCCCGCCGCCUACCACGCAGAAGGAGCGCCAUCAAAUUGUAGAACAGGUCAUUAUGGAGCUAGGCCUGAAAGAAUGCGCCGAUACACGGAUAGGCACCAAUAUCCACAAGGGCUGCAGUGGGGGUGAGAAGAGACGCACGAGCAUUGGGGUGCAGAUGUUGGCAAACCCGUCGGUACUAUUCUGCGAUGAACCGACCACAGGCCUCGACGCGACAAGCGCCUUUCAAAUUGUCCGAACGUUAAAACGGCUCGCCCAAGAGGGAAGAACAGUCAUCGUCUCGAUCCAUGCCCCUCGCUCAGAGAUUUGGAAUCUUUUUGAUAAUGUCAUUCUCUUAGCCCGGGGGUCGGUCGUUUAUAGUGGACCAUCAAGCGGGUCUUUGACUUACUUUGAAAGUCAUGGCCAUGUGCUUCCUCCCUUUGUCAAUCCAGCGGAGUUUCUGAUCGAUCUUGCUGCUAUUGACAACCGUACAGAGGAGUUGGAAGCAGCGUCCUUGGCGAGAGUUGAAUUUCUCAAAACUUCGUGGAGAACUAAACGGAAGACCGACAAGGAAAUGUGCGGAUCACGGCAAGAUGAUGAGAAGCGUGAGGGUUCAACUACACGGGUACAAGACAUACCGAUGGCGAAAACUGUAUCAUUCAAUCGGCAGUUCCGUGUCCUCACCUCUCGUACAUUCAAGACAACAAUUCGUGAUCCUAUGGGUCUCGCGGGUAGUCUCCUUGAGGCUAUCGGCAUGGGUGUCAUCAGCGGCUGGAUCUUCGUGCAGCUGGAUGAGAGCCAAGCAGGGAUUCGCUCCCGACAAGGAAGCCUUUAUACCUCAAGCAGUCUAAACGGAUAUCUCAUUCUCCUUUAUGAGACAUACCGACUAACGAUCGACAUACGGCAAUUUGACCGGGAGAGAACGGAAGGUGUUGUGGGGGUUCCGGCUUUCUUAUUGAGUAGACGUGCAGCGAGACUGCCUCUGGAAGAUUUACCUGUUCCAGUUAUCUUCGCUAUCAUUUUCUAUUUCAUGGUGGGAUAUCGCCUGAGUGUGGACCAGUUUUUUAUCUUUCUGGCCAUUACGAUCCUCACUCAUUACAUUGCCAUAACUUUUGCGGCCGUCUCCAUCGGUAUCGCCAGGAGCUUCCCUGGGGCGAGUCUAGUAGGCAACCUCUCGUUUACGGUGCAGUCGUUCGCGUGCGGCUACUUCGUGCAGUCAAAUCAGAUUCCGGUCUAUGUGCGUUGGCUAAAGUGGGUGGCGUAUACCUUCUAUAUCUUUGGGGCGCUAUGUGCCAAUGAGUUUAUUGGCCCCAACGGGCCGCCUGAAGGCCAGUUCUACGAUUGUCCCUAUUCCGACGACCCCAAUGAUCCUGCGUGCACGCAAUACACGGGUCGGUAUAUCAUGGAGAGCCUGGGAUUCCCAUCCAAUUGGAUAUGGCGGCCAAUCGUAGUAUUAGUGGCGUUUGUCGUUGGCCAUUACUUCCUGGCUGGUAUUCUUCUACAGUACAAUCACUUUGCAAUGGAUAUAGCGCAGGCACGGAAGACCGAUAAAGAUAUGAGUACUGGGGUGGAGAAGAUGGCCGUCCGACCAGCCGAGGAAGCGCGCAAAGUAGCCAUAUCACUAGACAAGUAUGCUCUCGACAUACGAAAACGAGGGUUCUUUGGACGAGGAUCGCGAACAUUGUCCAUUCUCAAACCCAUCACCGCAGAGUUUCAGCCAGGUAAUCUGAACGUGAUUAUGGGGCCCUCGGGCAGCGGGAAGACGUCGCUCCUCAACUCUGUUGCGCGACGACUACAUGGUUCCUUGAACACACAGUACCAGGUCCACGGCGACAUGCUAUACAAUGGAGCUAUCCCCUCCGAAAGUGUCAUCCGCUCUGUCACGUCGUUUGUGACCCAAGAUGACGAUGCAUUAAUGCCCUCACUGACAGUGCGCGAGAGUCUUCGAUUCGCGGCGGGACUACGAUUGCCCGUUUGGAUGUCACGAGAAGAGAAGAAUCGCCGGGCGGAAGAGGUUCUGCUCAAGCUGGGCAUCAGUGGCGGAGAGAAAAGGCGCGUCACGAUCGCCAUUCAGAUCCUGACCGAUCCGAAAGUGUUACUGCUCGACGAGCCCACUUCAGGCCUGGAUGCUUUUACGGCCAUGUCUAUCAUUGAGGUUCUUAAGGGACUCGCCGAAGAGGGGCGCACUCUGGUCAUGACCAUCCAUCAGGCCCGAUCGGAUUUGUUCCAGCAUUUCUCCAGUGUUUUGCUUCUUGCGCGAGGGGGGUAUCCGGUAUAUGCGGGCGACGGCUUAACAAUGUUAUCAUACUUUGGGGCAUUGGGAUACCACUGUCCGCAGACAACCAACCCAGCCGACUUCGUGCUGGACUUGAUUACAGUGGACCUACAACAAGCAGACCGAGAAGCGGUGACCCGCGAGAGGGUCCAGAAGCUCAUUGUCGGCUGGGAUCGCAAGACAUUCGAUCACGGACGGCGAACAUCUCACAUCGCUACACCAGCCGAACUGGGCAGCUUGAAGCGGCAGAUGCUCCCAUUACGGAUCACGUACCCCUUGGUGCUGCAUCGGUCGGCGAUCAAUUUCUGGCGACAGCCACCGCUUGUCAUGGCACGAUCAAUGCAGGUCGUGGGGAUCGCAAUUAUCAUGGCAUUGUUCUUUGCGCCCUUGAAGAACGAUUACGCCGCGGUGCAAUCACGGAUGGGCUUCAUCCAGGAGUUUGGCGCCUUGUACUUUGUGGGAAUGCUUCAAAACAUCGCCAUCUACCCCAACGAACGCGAUGUGUUCUACCGCGAGGAGGCCGACCAUUGCUACUCGGCUGAGACAUUCAUCCUGCAGUACACCACACUGGAGGUGCCCUUCGAGGUGCUGUCGUCCCUCAUCUUCGGCGUCCUGGCCGCAUACGCGGACAACCUCGGGCGCAGUCCCACGAUGUUCCUGAUCUGCGCGUACAACUGUUUCUGCAUCGUCAGCUGCGGUGAGUCGCUGGGCAUCAUGUUCUGCACGCUCUUCUCGCACGUUGGGUUCGCAGUCAACGUGACGUCAAUCUUGCUCUCCAUCGCGAACAUCCUAGGCGGUGUCAUGAGUCUGAACGUCAACGAGGUCCUCCAGGGGCUCAACCACCUCUCGCCCGUCAAAUAUGCCGUCGCCAACCUGGCGUCCUAUGCUAUGCGGAACCAAGAGUUCGUGUGUACGGCGGCCCAGCGAUUGGCGGAUGGAAGCUGUCCAAUCCAGAACGGACAGCAGGUGCUCCGGCUCUACAACCUGGACAAGAACGGGGCGAUGAACGUGAUGGCCUUAGGUGUUUGUACGAUAAUUUAUCGGGUGGUUGCUUACGGGCUGGUGAAGGGGAUGCGGUGGGAAAGGAAAUAA